UGAAAUUCGAUCGGAGUGUUACAGACAUUUUGGAGUGAGAAUGAGUUUUUCGGUCGGAGAUGGCCUAAUGGCACUGGAAUGGCCUUCAUCUUUAGGAAACCAGAUCCCUACUCCGGUCUCCGCCAGUUAGCUGCCGCCGCCGCCCAUGUCCAUGGCAUCCCCACCCCGUUCUCUCCAGAUCCACUCCGAUGCCUCAGACAAAGUCCGCCAUUCGCCGCUUGCGGCAAGGCGGGAGGAACCUUCCCUCCUCGUUGUCCUCCUUUGCCCUUGCCUCGCGCUCUUGUCUCUCAUCCUCGUUGCCGCCUCCAUCAUCCUCACUGUCAAGCUCCGACUUUACUGCUACAUCCGUAUCUCGCAUCUCAUAUCCCGCCACCGUUGCCUCUCCUCCUAAAACCUAUUCGGUCUUUCUCCUCCUCAUCUGAAUCCGAUUCAGAUUCGGACGAGUCGAUCUCGUUGCCGCCGCUGCUUCCGCCAAACUCCAAUGAUUUGGAUAGGAUUUGCAAGUUGAUUGACGAGCUUUUCUCCUCCGAUCGCAACAUGGAGGCGGUACUCGACGAGCUCGAUGUCCAUAUCGAUACCUCCUUCGUUGUCGCUGUUCUGGACCGCUUCCGCCAUGCCCAUCGUCCGGCUUAUCGCUUCUUCCGGUGGGCUGCAGCCAGGCCGGGCUUCUUGCACGACUCAACUACGUGCAACAAGAUGCUCGGCAUCCUCGGCAAGACUCGGCAGUUCGAGACCAUGGUAGUCCUCCUCCAAGAGAUGGGGAAGGAAGGCCUUCUCUCCAUGGACGCCUUCAAGAUCUCCGUUAAGGCCUUUGCUGCAGCCCGCGAGAUGAAGAAGUGUAUAGGCAUCUUCAAAUUGAUAAAGAAGUAUGAUUUCCAUGUCGGAUUGGAUACUUUCAACUGCUUGAUUGAUGCUCUUUCAAAAGCCAAGCUCGGGAAAGAAGCACAUCAACUGUUACAAAAAAUGAAGGAUCAGUAUCACCCUGAUCUUCGCACUUAUACUGCGCUUCUUUAUGGUUUCUGUAAGAUUAAAAACUUGGUCGAAGCUGGGAGGGUAUGGAAUGAGAUACUUGAUAGCGGAUUCAAGCCUGACAUUGUCGCCCACAAUACAAUGCUUGAAGGCUUGAUUCGAGGGAACCGGAGGUCCGAGGGGAUCAAGCUGUUCGAGCUCAUGAAGGCAAAAGGCCCUAGGCCAAAUACCCGAACUUAUACUAUUUUAAUUCAGCAUCUCUGUAAGGCUGGAAAAAUGGAACAAGCUGUUAGUUGCUUUGAUGAAAUGCUGGCUGCCUGUUGCUCACCAGAUGUUGCGACCUACACAUGCUUAAUAGUUGGGUUUGGAAAUGCUCGGCAGAUGGAUAAAGUUUCAAGCUUGCUUGCAGAGAUGAGUCAGAAGGGAUGCCCGCCAGAUGCUCGAACUUAUAAUGCUCUGAUAAAGCUGAUGACCAAUCGGAACAUGCCAGAUGAUGCUGUAAGAAUAUACAAGAAGAUGAUAAAAAAUGGGUUUGAGCCUACACUUCACACUUACAAUAUGUUGAUGAAGUCUUACUUCCAUGGGAAUAAUUACAAGAUGGGUUCUGCAGUUUGGGAGGAAAUGUUGGGCAAGGGGAUUUGUCCUGAUGUCAAUUCUUUUACAGUAUUUAUUGGCGGACAUAUACGCCAUGGAAGGCCUGAAGAGGCAUAUAAGUACAUAGAGGAGAUGAUUAACAAGGGGAUGAGUGUACCCCAGGUGGACUAUAAUAAGUUGGCCGCCGAUUUCUCUAGGUCUGGGAGACCUGAUGUGCUAAGCGAGCUUGCGCAAAAGAUGAGUUUCACAGGGAAGUUCGAUGCAUCAAACAUAUUAAACCAUUGGUCUGAGAGAAUGAAGAAGAGAGUUAAAAGGAGAGGACCUAAUCAAUCUGGGCGGAGGCUUUUCUGAGUUAUUUUGCAGUCAUUCCUUAAGAUAUUUGAAUGCCUCAUUGCCCCUGCUGACAUUCUGUAUUUAUUGUAAUGUAGUUUCAAAGCUGUCGAAAUCCAGCCGUUCCCAGUGCAAAGGAUCCGACGGACACAAAGAUCAAUCCGUGGGAUACUCUCAUGGAUCACGCCAUAAUUAGGGGACGAAUUUAGGAAAGAUUUUUUAUGUAUUAUUUAUGUAUUAAUUCUGCAAUUCAUUAUCUCCUCAUUAGGAUAUCUUGUAUAGAUCUAUAAAUAGGGAAUAUUGUAAUGAAUAAUUUCAAGCUUUUCCCUCUCAAAUUCUCAGUUUUAACAGGAACUAGACUUACCUCUAUCAUAUGAUGGCUUCUUCUCAUCUUGCCACUUC
Molecule: messenger RNA, 2295 nt
Organism: Dendrobium catenatum
Lineage: Eukaryota; Viridiplantae; Streptophyta; Magnoliopsida; Asparagales; Orchidaceae
Product: pentatricopeptide repeat-containing protein At3g62470, mitochondrial-like
Exons: 2
Coding region: 79-1914 (611 amino acids)
Molecular function (GO): protein binding
Source: RefSeq, a predicted model, not a curated record